UGAGGUCGAGUGAGAACCAAAACAAACCAGAAGAAAAUUGCAUGAAUUACGUAAUAAUCUUCCAAAUUCCUCCUGCAACUGGAGGGUUACUCGGUAAAGAACCUUCGACGACAUGUUAGCUUUGUUUAGACGUACAUGUAACGUGGGAAGUACAGGUUUACAUGUAGAUCUGUCACGCCAUGUUGUGUCUUACGUGCAGGGUCAAUCGCCUUCUCCUAAAGUACGAGAGUACUUUUAUUACAUUGAUCAUCAAGGACAGCUGUUCCUCGAUGAUACUAAAGUGAAAAACUUUAUUACAUGUUUCAAAGACAAGCAGUUUCUCAAGUUCUUCUUCAAGAGAUUGAAACAAAAUAACACCACAAAGUACAAGGAGGACUUCCCAUUUAUUUCCCCAUGUGGUCAGGAAAUGAACUAUAUUCGCUGUGAUGACUUGCCAGUUGUUUUCUCCACAAUUAUUGAAGAUUCUGACAACACCAGUAAGUCACCAGGACUGUUGACUUUCAGUGGAAUCGGAGACACUUUAACUUUUCCAUUUCAACCAGAAAAGGUGUGCAUGUUGCCAGAGAGUGGAAGAAUUUAUCACCCAGGUCCAGAGAAAGUGGGUGGGGCUGCACUGAUUAAAUCCAGUCUAGCUAUUGAAUUGAGUCCAUACUUUGAAUACAGAAAAGGAGUCCAGGAGAAUGAUCCACCAACUCAUUUCAAUUGGAAAGGAGUUUGUUACGAGCUGGACAAUUCAAUGUGGAAGUGUCUUAGGUCAUCUGAAGUAGAAGAACUGAUGAAAAGAAAGUCUUAAUAUUAUAAUGUAUUUUAUUGUAAAUGAAUCAGUACAUUUCUUUAUCUCUAAUGAUGAUUCAUUUUAAGGUGGCCAGGAUGUUUGAUGUGACAGUUCAAUCUCAAUGAAGUGAAAUAAACAUUAAUAAAAUAUAAAAAUUAACAAAUCAAAGAAAGGUCAGACAAUGCCAUUUCUCCUCUGGAGAGGUAACCUUGAGUAAAACAAAAAAGAGAGAGAGAGAGAGAGAAAAAUCGAACUCAGGGAAAUUCUUUGUUUGAUAAAGAGGGAGAAUGCCAGAAAGGCAGUUAUCUGAACACUUAGGCAUUGGGCUUUUGACUUUGUCUGACAGAAGAAAGGUAUACAAAACCUCAAAACAUCUUUGGAUAUUUUAAAAGUCUUGCAGAGUCCUUGAGGUUUCAAAGAUCUAUUUAACUGUGGCCUUUACGCUUAU
Messenger RNA from Orbicella faveolata, 1223 nucleotides. RefSeq names its product UPF0598 protein CG30010-like. The record is from RefSeq and is a predicted model, not a curated record. Lineage: Eukaryota; Metazoa; Cnidaria; Anthozoa; Scleractinia; Merulinidae.